Molecule: messenger RNA, 1660 nt
Organism: Emiliania huxleyi CCMP1516
Lineage: Eukaryota; Haptophyta; Isochrysidales; Noelaerhabdaceae
Exons: 4
Coding region: 1-1605 (534 amino acids)
Source: RefSeq, a predicted model, not a curated record
AUGCCGCCGCACUUUGGCAUCUCGCCGAUGGGGCCUCUGAUGGGCCCGAUGAUGGGGCCGCACAUGGGCCCUCCUUCCAUGGCUGCGCUCCCGCCUGGCGCGAUGCCGCUCUACGACGGGCGAGGGAUGCUCCACGGCUUUCUCCGGCCGAACGGGCGAGGGAUGAUGCACGCGGACAGCGCCUACGGGGCUCAGGGGGCGGCGGCGGUGUCCGCUGCCGCCGCGAUGGGCGUGCCGCCCUCCCCCAUCCUCCCCGCCCUCGCCGAGCUGUGCGCGGCGGAGCCGGGGACCAAGGCGCGGGCCAAGGCGAAGCGUCAGCUGGCCGAAGUGUACGGCGUGAAGCCAAAGACUAUGGUGGAGGCGGCGACGCGGAUUCAGCGCCGCUGGCGCGACGGCGCCGCCGCGAGCUUCUCCGACCUGGCUGCGCUCGUGGACGAGAGGCAGGAGGCACAGGAGAAGGCGGACAAGGCGCAGGAGAAGGCGCAGCGGAAGGAGCACGGGCGGUCGGAGAGGGCGGUGGCGGCCCAGCUGGCGGCCAAGCUGCACGGAGGGCGUUUGCACCGCCAGCUGGUCGACAAGCUGCGCGCCGGCGAAGAGCAAGGCCUCGCCGCCGGCAGGCUGAUCGCAGACACGGCUCUGAGGAGCCUCUGCGUGGCGGCGGCGAAGGAGAGUGGGAUCGGCUACGUCAGCCCGGCGCUGGUGCUCGAGCGUCUGCCCGGCAUCCGGCAGGAGCGCGGUCUCUAUGUGUACGCGCCCGAGGGCGCGCCCGAGCGCGCCGUCGACACACACCCUCGCGUCUCGGAGGCGCUUGCCGGGGCAGGGACCGCCGUCGGCAAGGCGAGGACUCUUCUCGGAAGCUCCUCGGAGCCUUCCUGCAGGUCCUCGCCGUCAACGGCGCUGCGCGAUGCGUGUGGCCUCAUCGAGGUCGAGGUCUUGCGGGGCGCAGAUUUGGCCGGCAGAGGGGCGCGAGGCGCGGGAGGAGGGGGAACCGCGGGCCCCGCCGGGACGGAGCCGCCGCCUCGCACCGCCUCCUCCACCGCCUCCGCCGCGCCGCGCCCCUUUAUUCCCAGCGACGCUGGCACGAUCAUAGCUCGGCUCGAAGCGCUCGAGGAGUACGUUGAGUCGAGCGGAGGGGCGGCCGGCGGGCGGGCGGCGAGCGGGGGCAUCUUUGGGCGGGUCGUCGCCGUCGAGGGUGCCGUGCAGGCGCUUCUCGAGACGCGCGGCGUCACCCCCUCCGCCGCAGCCUCCGCCUCCCACCCGCCCGCGCAGCUGCCGGAGAAGGUUGCACGGCUAGAGCAGCUCCUCGCGGCGCACACUGUUCCCGCCACGGCGCCCGCCUCCGCCGCUGCAGCCGCCGCAGCUACCCCCGUCGCCGUUGCCUCCACCGCCGUCGCCGCCGCCGCCGAGAAGGAGCUGCCGCUGCUGGUCAAGGUGGAGACGAUCCGCUCGGCGCUCUCCCUCCCGAAAGGGACGCUGGUCGCGAUGCUCCAGGCCGCGCACAACACCCUCUCUCUCGAACCCGACGGCGGGCUCCUCAGCCAAGCCAACCGGCUGCUGCGAGUCCUGCACGAGGCUGGCCGCCUCCCCCCCCUCUCGUCUGCGUGAGCCGCCACGGCUUGCGUGUUUAGAUUUUUUCUCUUUCAAAUCAAAGGCACGUGUU